Sphenostylis stenocarpa is the source of this 774-nucleotide messenger RNA. The record is from the annotation of a GenBank genome assembly. NCBI's taxonomy places the organism in Eukaryota, Viridiplantae, Streptophyta, Magnoliopsida, Fabales, Fabaceae.
AUGGCAGAUUCUUCUCGGGAGGAGAACGUUUACAUGGCGAAGUUGGCCGAGCAGGCUGAGCGGUACGAGGAGAUGGUUGAGUUCAUGGAGAAGGUAGCGAAGACUGUGGAGGUUGAGGAGUUGACUGUGGAGGAGAGGAAUCUUCUCUCUGUGGCUUACAAGAACGUGAUUGGGGCGAGGAGGGCUUCGUGGAGGAUCAUAUCCUCCAUUGAGCAGAAGGAGGAGAGCCGAGGCAAUGAGGACCAUGUGGCUAUUAUAAAGGAGUACAGGGGAAAGAUUGAGACCGAACUCAGCAAGAUCUGUGAUGGGAUUUUGAGCCUCCUUGAGUCUAACCUCAUCCCUUCUGCUGCUUCUCCCGAGAGUAAAGUCUUUUACCUUAAAAUGAAGGGUGAUUACCACAGGUACCUUGCUGAGUUUAAGACUGGGGCAGAGAGGAAAGAAGCUGCAGAGAGUACUUUGCUUGCCUACAAAUCUGCUCAGGAUAUUGCUAUCGCUGACCUGGCCCCCACCCACCCGAUUAGGCUUGGACUUGCUCUCAACUUUUCUGUUUUCUAUUAUGAAAUCCUUAACUCACCAGAUCGUGCUUGUAAUCUUGCCAAGCAGGCAUUUGAUGAGGCAAUUUCCGAGCUUGACACAUUGGGUGAAGAGUCAUACAAAGAUAGUACAUUGAUCAUGCAACUCCUCCGUGACAAUCUGACUUUGUGGACAUCAGACAUCACGGACGAUGCUGGGGAUGAGAUCAAGGAGACAACCAAGCAACAACCAAGUGAAUAG